GGGGAUGCAGGAAUGAGUAAUUGUCCCUAAAUAAAAGGUCCACUUGGUUAAAGAAGGGCACACUGCCAGAGAAGAGAAGACCGAUCGGCAAAUCGCCAUGACCAGUCCCUCCUCCUCUCAACCUCAAGAAGAACCAGAGUUACAGACCCAAAACCCUAACUCAACCCAAGAUGACGAAAAUCAAAAUCGAUCUCAACCUCAAUCUCCUCAAACCCAAACCCUAGAAACCUCAGACCAACCCCAAAACCCAGAACAGUCAGAGACCGAUCAAACCCAAAAUCAACAACAACAGGAAGAAGAAGACCUACAAGUUGUUGAUCAGAAAGGAGAUCAGCACCAUCAUCAAGAACCAGACGACCAGCACGCAGAACAAUCAGGUAUGUCGUCUCUCUCUCCUCCUCCUCCUCUGAUCCCACUAGUCACAGACCUCCACGAUCUGAACCCACCUCCUCUCACCUCACCUACUACCAACAACCCACCUCGCCGACCCAACAAGAGAAAGAAGGGUUACAAGAAGAAGCAACAAGCCAUCGAGAAGAAACUCCAAACCCUAACUUCAAAUCUCAAACCCAUCCCCUUCGUCCCCUCCAAAACCCUAGAUUUCGACAAGCACGAGAAGCUCCUAAAGCGUCUCGGGUUGUGGGACUUUGUCCACAUAGAGUUCGAUCGCAACAUUCGCGUCGAUCUCAUUUCCCAAUUGAUCGCAACCUACGAUUCACGGUUACGAUGCAGUUACGUGAAUGAGUUUAGGAUUAUGGUGAAUCGGGCUGAUUUGGCCAGAGCUUUCAAGUUACCGGUGAAGAAGGAUAAGGGUAAUGCGUCGGCAUUAUUAUCAUCAUCGUCGGAGGCUGUUGAUUUGGAUUCUGAGGUUUUGUCAGACGAAUCUGUUGCAUUUAUAGAGGAUUUCUUGUCGAAUUGGGUGCUUUUGCACGAGGAUAUGUGGAUGAUGCCUAGCGAGGUUUUGAAUUGGACGAGGGCAAUCAAGGAUGGGCAUCCCGAGAAGGUGGAUUGGGCUGGGUUGAUUUGGUUCAUGGUCGAGAAGGAGUUGAAUCAAGGGCAGCAAUUGGAGGAUUGUUAUUACGCCUCGCAUUUGCAGUAUUUGAUGAAGUCGCAAAGGGAGGAGGUGUUUUGUAUAGAACCCAAGGUGGAGGUGGAGGCAGGGGUGGAGGUGGAGGUGGAAGCGGAGGCAGGGGCGGAGGUGGAGGUGGAGGUGGAGGAAGUGAAGGAGGAUGAGGAUGAUGGUGGUGAGGUGAAGAUGGGUGCCUCUGAUGAGUUUCAAGGACAUGAUGAGUCACAAGACAAUAAUGCUAUGGUGGAGGAACCUAAUGUGGAAUUGACUUUGGGGCAAGAUAUUGUUGAGAAAGAAGAGGUUUUGGAGGGGGACAUGAUGGAUGUAGAGGAAAGCAAAGAGGAGGAACAAGGUCAGUGGCUUUUGGAUGGAAAAAACAGCGUUGGUGACCAUUUUUUGCAGCGCUGUAAUAUAGAAGCUGAUACGGAUAUGAAUGGUGAUGAGGAGAGGCAGCCAGAAGAGGAGGUGGUGGAGGAGGAUGAGGAGGACAAUGAAGAGGAGGAAGAAAUGGAGGAUGAAGGAUUUAAUCUUAUGUCCAAAGGAAGCACUCUAGAGGGUAAUGUGUUAACUGGCAACCUACUUCAAGGAAUGGAGACAACCCAAAUACCAUUUGGUUUGCCAGAGCAACUUCAUGAUCAAUCUAAUAUGGAGCUUCUUGCAUCGAGGACUGAACCGCGUUCAACUUCAGGUGGUCUGUCGAUUUUUGGUAAUGGUAGCAAGAGAGAGAUUGGUCAUGAGCAUGAUAUCUCACAUGAGACUCUCAAUGACAACAUCAACAAUAAGAGGUUGAGGACUGAUGGCCAGUGGAGUCCUAAAUCAUCUGACUUUGAGAUGUGCAUGGAUCAAAUGCAGCACUGGAUGGGAAAAGCUAGGAUAAUGUAUCAGGCAAAAGAACAGGCUUGUGAUGAAUCAAAUAUGAACCAUCAGUUCUUACUUAGUGAACUGCAGCGCCGGGAACAUGUGAUUGAACACUUGCACAAGACCAAGCAAGAAGAGCUACAUAGAAAAGAUGGGGAGAUAUAUCGGCUUGAACGCGAACUCUAUGUCAUGGGUAAUUUAUUAGAGGGUUACAGGAAGGCUUUGAAGGAAACCCAUAAAACAUUCUCUGAGUAUAGACAGCAGUGUCAGCUUCCUGAAGAACCACUUUACAAAGAUGCUGGUCCUGGGGGCGUCGUACUGAGCACCAUGGAAUUGGAGAAACAACGCUUGAAGCAGGAAGAAGAAGAUAGGCUGACUCGUAUAAUAAUUGAACAGAAGAUAAAGGAGUUCGAAGAAGAGUUUGUCAGUAAAUUGGAGGAAUCUUUGAAUAAGGUUCAAAGACUGGAUAAGCAGUUGAUGGAUUUUGAGAACGAAGUGAAACUGCUGAAGGAAUUGUCUGCAAAACGCAAGGUUUCUAAUCCAUCAGAAUGUGCAUCAACUGAAUGACCAACUGCUCAAAGUCUCCAAUCUGAUGUUAUUGAAAUGUAUGUGAUACUUAAAAACACUAGUUGUCUUGAUGUCUUGCUUUCUACAUGAUAUGGUAGUUUUUUGCAUUCUGAUGUUAUUAUGUUGAUUGAGACCUUGUUCUCAUUUUCACUUCCAGAAUGUGCUCUAAAACCUGAAAACUUGAUAUUAUGGCCUGUACUAAACUGUGUCUACUCUUAGCUACAUGCAUAUGUGCACAAAACCUUGGGGGGCAUGAUUUGGUUUUCUUUCUGUUCGUUUUUUAUGAUGGAAUUGAGGCUCCAAUUUCCAGUGAA
Camellia sinensis is the source of this 2808-nucleotide messenger RNA. RefSeq lists its product as uncharacterized. NCBI's taxonomy places the organism in Eukaryota, Viridiplantae, Streptophyta, Magnoliopsida, Ericales, Theaceae. The record is from RefSeq and is a predicted model, not a curated record.